AUGCAGAGUCCCAUUAGGGAUACCGGAUUAUCUGUCGCUUAUGAGCCUGACAAUGGCGAUUCAGUUGUAGACAUCCUUUUCAUACAUGGCCUAGGCGGGCACCCUCGCAAGACAUGGACUAGUUACAGAAAAGACCUUGAGAUACAAGAGUCACCAUCGAGUACUGACCAAUCAAAUAAGAAGCGGCGGAGGAACGUUCUCAGUCGGGUGUCUAACCAUCUUCACCGGAUCUCUUCAAAAGGUGCUCCAGCAUCUGAGCUAAAGAUAAAUCACGUCACAUCAGAAGAAGCCCGCGCCGCCGACCCCACCACAGUAUUUUGGCCGGUUGAACUUCUUUCUAGGGAAUGUCCAAACUCACGCAUUCUCAUGUUUGGCUACGAUAGCAAGGUUACUAAGUAUUCAACUGGUGGGAUUAGUGAGAAUAGUAUCUUCUCACAUGCCAAAGAUCUCCUCUUUUCGCUCUGUCGUGAAAGGACCCUUCAUCGCCCUCUUAUAUGCGUAGCUCAUAGCUUGGGUGGCAUUAUCGUCAAGGAGAUGCUGUCUAGGUCUUCAUCGUCCACAGAAAGCGAGUAUCAAAACAUCAUCGAAUCGAUCGCGGCGGUAAUCUUCCUUGGCACCCCACACCGCGGGAGUGUGGAUAUCGCGGCUAUUGGUGAAUUAGUUCGUUCCCUUGUCAGCGGUCUCGGGAUAGCGACAACUCCCGUUAUUUUGGACUCUCUUGGCCUGAAGAACACAGAACUCGAGCGAGCGCAGGAGGACUUUUCUCGCCUAUGGCAAAUGUAUGAUUUCAAGGUCAAAACCUUUCAAGAAGGGCUCAGUCUCGCCAAGUUAGGAAGGAAGGUUGUUCCUGAAUACUCUUCGCUUAUUGGAAAUGACCGCGAACAUGCGGAGACGCUGCAAGCCGACCAUGUGCAGAUGUGUCGAUAUUCCGGAAAGGAAGAUCCAAACUACCGCAAAGUCGCCGGCGAGAUCUGCUCUAUCUAUUUUUCAAUCAUGGCACUGAACCAAUCCAAGCCUCUAAUUACCCGGGAAAUACCGAUUCGCAGCCAACCGACGAGGAAGGAUUUGUGGUCCCGGAAUCCCGGAAACGACCUUGAGGGUCAAUGCAAUAAAGCUUUCCUCCAGUCACUGUGGUUUCCGGUCAUCAAUAGCAGAUACGAUGGUCUAGAAAACCCAGCUGCACAAACUUGUCAGUGGCUUUUCGAGCAUGAAUCAUUUCAAGAUUGGCUUAGCGGUAAGAGCCGUGGAAAGCACCAAGGAGUUCUUUGGCUUAGGGGUAAACCUGGUUCAGGAAAAUCAACAUUGAUGAGAGAGGCAUUCCGUCGAGCAACCCUAAGGCAAGCAAAAGCUUCGUCCUCAGAGCAAACAGCAGCCUUUUUCUUUAACGGCAAAGGCAAUGAGCUUGAGCAUUCAGUCGCUGGGCUUUUCCGGUCCUUGCUCUAUCAGCUUCUUCACAAGGAUCUAUCUUCCCUUCAUAGCUUCCGGGAGUACUGGAAUGGAAAGUUCAACCGUGAAGCGGGUCUUACGUCAGACCCUCCCUCGUGGACAGAAGCUGAGCUCAGAACUGCUUUUGAGUCGGUGAUUAUGCGACAAGUGGGGAAGAAGAUGUUUAUCUUCAUUGAUGCUAUAGACGAAUGUGACUCAAAUAGGGUGCGAGAUAUCACCUACUUUUGGCGCAAGAUCACAAGGUCAGCUUAUGUUGCUGGGAUCUAUCUAAACGUCUGCUUAUCAAGUCGCCAUUUUCCAACCAUCGCCAUCAGAGAUUGUUCAGAAAUCAUCAUGGAACAAUAUAACAGCCGCGACAUUGCAACUUACCUGUCACAGAGAUUCGAGGUUGGUCCGGCCAGCCAGGAUGUGCAAUGGCAAAGUUUGAAAGACAAGAUCAUGGAAAUGUCAGCAGGGGUCUUCCUUUGGGUCGUUCUAGUGGUUGAUGACCUCCUUCAAGGCUGGGACGAAGGCCGGAGUGUUGGAUACUUGACCAACCGGGUUGAGAGAGUCCCCCAAGGCCUUGAGAAGCUGUUCUCUCAGAUGUUCUCCAAUCUCAGUAACGAGAUGAGCGAAAUUACUGUUAAGCUAUUCCAAUGGGCCACUCUGUCAACGAAACCACUUCGUCUGCACGAAUGGCAUCACAUAAUCGGAUUUAUCCAGCAACCUACUCCUGCAUCACUUAUGGAGUGGCGGGCUUCAGAUUACUUCACAGCGACUGAUGACCAACUAGAAAAGCAAAUCAGGACAAUCUCUCUGGGUCUAGUGGAAGUGACAAAAGAGAGAGCGACACCACUGCGAGACACGGACUUUGAGGCAAUGUCAGUAGAUGCUGGCGCAGGAUCUCUAAAUCUCGAGGCUGGCGAUAGUCGGGUUGUCCAGGUCAUUCACGAGUCGGUACGAGACUUCUUCUUGAAAGGGAAUGGGUUUUCUGUGCUAAACCCGAGUCUUAUCAUACAUCCUAUUGGGAAAGGGCACUUGUCUAUAAUGGCUACCUGCCUGGACUAUGUGAACAUUGAGGAGCUCGAUGCUCUGGUAGGAGCUCGACAACAAGUCAGCCGACAGGAAAGGAGUCUGAAAGGGACAGAAAGCCCAAUACCAUCAGCCGAGUCAAACGCCAUUUUGUCCGCCACUCCCCGGUCUGUCGAAGAAAAGAACAACCAUACACGUGACUGGAUAGCUUUACAUUCACACACACAAAUAGUAUUGAACGGAGACGAAGAUGCUGGGUCUGUUGCACCGAGGUCACCCGAGUUAUCUCCUGCCGUGGAUGUAGCUCAAUGGUUGGAAGAUACCUCACAUCCCACAGCCCAGUCGAUCCAUUGGAGAGCGACCACACACUACUCAGUCACAGGUUCCUCUAAUAUGAACCAGUCCCAGAUCCUGGAGGAUUACCCCGCGCUACUUUCAUAUGCCACAUUUGCCAUGUUUAGCCACGCCCUUCUGGCUCAUAACGACGGGGUUAAUCCCACUAGAAUCAUUAACCGUUUCGGUAAUAAACAUAUAUGGGCUCGCUGGAGAGCAUUAAGAGAGGAUAUGCCACGAGAGAUUGAACUUCUCGACUACCUCUUGGAAAUGGGCCUGUCGUCAUGGGUCAAUCUUUUGUCCAAUCACGAGAUUUAUCGUGAACAACAACAGGGUGCUCUUGAGAUUCCUCUGCCUUUUAUGUCAACUACAUCGUCUUCUGAAUACUCUCUUCGAAGGGAUGCAGACACAGAAAGUAUCUAUUCUAUCCAGGAGAUGGCAGAGACCGCGCAUAAAGCUCUUAAGCACCAUUCUCCCGAUCGUCCAAAUUUACUUUUUCGGACCCCUGCACUUACAAGUCUCAAACGUGGACGGUCUCCAUCCAUCACUUCUAGACGACAAUCCCCGACAAUGUACAGUUAUAGUCUACCGAAUGGUCACAACCCUUCAAGAGGCACGAGCCCUCAAAGCUUUAGUCUUAUGCCAAGAAGACGAGAAAGUGUCGCCAGUUUUAGUUCUGCCGGCAGUCACGAUAGUCGGGUGCUAUAUCCAAGGAAGACCAACCCAACACCGCAAGUUGACCAGAAGGGUCUUGAAGUAUGGCCUAAACCAAAAGACGAGGCAUUUUUCAUGUGUGAAUGCUGCCCUAAGAAGCCCAAAAGAUUUACGACAAUUGAAGAUUUGACCAUGAGUGUUCCUUCUGCGGUAACAGAUUCAAGAAUAGAAACGAAGCUGAGCGACACCAAAAUUCCUUACAUGUACGCCUUCAUUCCUGGUCCUGCUCAAAUCUGUCAGGAUAUAAUCGCACCUUUUCGGAGUCUGAUGUACAUCCUGGACAGUGUGACACAUGUGGAUUUUGCGGCGAUGAAUUUUCACGUUCCGGUCAGGGUGAUGGACAAACUAAGUACACCACAGAUCAGGAUUGGGAUGAACGGAUAA
Fusarium sp. VM40 is the source of this 3888-nucleotide messenger RNA. The record is from the annotation of a GenBank genome assembly. NCBI's taxonomy places the organism in Eukaryota, Fungi, Ascomycota, Sordariomycetes, Hypocreales, Nectriaceae.